This is a messenger RNA of Symbiodinium pilosum, 945 nucleotides long. Lineage: Eukaryota; Dinophyceae; Suessiales; Symbiodiniaceae. The record is from the annotation of a GenBank genome assembly.
AUGGGCAGUGAGGUCCUCGGCCUGUCCGACAUGGUUCUCAAGGAUAGAGAGAAGGGAUUUAAGCCGCGCUGCGAAUUCACUGUGACGAGCAUCGACACGGCAAUGGUGGAGGGCGUGGUUCUGCGCGGCAGUCUGCUACUUCCCAAAGGUCUGGAAGGACCCUUCCCCUCUGUUCUGAUGCGAACACCGUAUGGGCGCAAGACCGAGAUGGGCCAAAGUUUUUUGGCGAGACAGGGCUAUGCCGUGCUCGUCCAAGACACCCGCGGGCGAUUCUCGAGCAGCGGAGAGUUCGUUCCCGUUCAGCACGAGCAGAUGGAUGGAGCUGCCACGGUGGCGUGGAUGCGCCAGCAACCAUGGUGCAACGGCAAGGUCGGUGCUACAGGUGGCAGCUACCUCGGCUUUACAGCGUGGGCUUGUGUGGACGGGUUUCACCUGGAUGCAAUUGUCCCCAUCAUCACCCAGAGCAACAUCAGAAGCGCGGUCUUCCGCCCCGGCGGGGCCGUCAGCUUUGAGCUGGUGGUGCUGUGGUUCUAUCUCGUGCUGCACCUCAUGAAGGAUUUACACGAAGACCCACUUUCUCUACCGAAGAAGCUUUGGAACGGGAUGCGCGAGAGGAAGCUGCGCAGGGCUUUCAAGUCCUUGCCACUUGGUAAAGUGGACGAGAUCAUUCUCGGCUCCCAGAAUGCCUUCCUGCAGGAUGGGCUCAGUGCUCAUGGAAACGAAGCAAGCCGCUUCUGGGAGGGGAAGGACAAGCUCUGCAGCUUUGAACGCCCGAUCCCGCCUUGCCAUAUCCUCACUGGAUGGUAUGACUUUUUCCUGGAGGGGGCCCUGGAGGACUUUGCCAAAGCGCAAAGCAAAGGAAACCAGGCCAGCCUGACCAUUGCACCGAUCCACCACUGGAGCCUCCUUGGCUUCCGAGCCGCGGCAAAUUCACGGCUUUCAUAG